Xiphophorus hellerii (green swordtail) is the source of this 7212-nucleotide messenger RNA. RefSeq names its product INO80 complex subunit Da (gene ino80da). Lineage: Eukaryota; Metazoa; Chordata; Actinopteri; Cyprinodontiformes; Poeciliidae. The record is from RefSeq and is a predicted model, not a curated record. The transcript is spliced from 10 exons. The coding region runs from base 441 to 3458 and encodes 1005 amino acids. Gene Ontology annotation, cellular component: nucleus.
UUUCAGUGUCGAACACGUGUACUGCACUGUCCUUCAUUCACACCAUAAUUUGUUUCAUUCAGUCAUAGUUGCACAUUGUAGAGAUUUUAACAAAGUUAAAUUUCCAAUAUGGUAGGAGAGGUUGUUGUUGUUGAGCGGAUUGUUGUCAUGUCCCCGCAGUGCCUGUAGUGGUGCUGUGAGGAGUCUGCUGUGGAUCCAACAAAUGUCCUCAGCAGCCUACCUACGGCUUGUAAUUUGCGCUGGGUAGCCUAUAUUUACAUGGGUCCAUAUUUCAAGAAAAUUCGAGCUCGAUGAAGACCGCCGUUACUAUCCUACCUGGAAUAUCGAUGGCCGAGUAGCCUAGCUGAUUCUAAUAGACAUUUCGGCCGUCUAUCUGGAGCGAAUAUCGUGCACAGCCCAAACCCAUUCAAGCUGAUGUUUUCAAGGACAAGAGUCACGUGAUGUAUGAAGGCAAACACAUACACUUCUCAGAGGUGGACAAUAAGCCGCUGUGCUCGUACAGUCCGAAGCUGUGCAAGCAGCGCAGGCUCAAUGGGUACGCGUUCUGCAUCCGACACGUUCUGGAGGACAAGACGGCUCCUUUCAAGCAGUGUGAAUAUGUGGCAAAAUACAACAGUCAGCGAUGCACCAACCCCAUCCCAAAGUCUGAGGAUCGCAGAUACUGCAACAGCCACCUGCAGGUCCUCGGUUUUAUCCCGAAGAAGGAGCGCAAGAAGAAGCACGAUGCUUUAGAGGAAAUGCGUCCUCGGGCUCACCUGGAGUCAGUGGCUCUCAACAUAACGGUGCCCUCUUUAGCUCUGAGAGCCACUAACGGCAUAGAUGAACUGCCCCCAUCUCCGCCCUGCUCGCGCCUGUUACCCCUCGCUGACGGCGAACUCCUGGACCCUUUUGCCUUUUACGAAGACGAAACGGAUGGAGAGGAGGUGGGCACCCCUCGGAAGGUGAGCAGCAUCAAGAAGAAGCUACAGAGUCGGCUGGCCCUCAACCAGAAACUCUCCCAAGACGCGGAACUCUUCCAGCCAACUCCUGAGCACUUUACGGCGUCGCCAGUUCCGCGCCUUCACCCCUCCUCGCCGCUCAACGCCCAUCUAUCGCGGCCGACGCAAGGCCUCCUCCAUCCGCCUCAGCAGCCCGGCGUGACGUCCUUCCCCUUCCCAGGGCAGCAGCAGGGUUUAUUAUGCAAUCCACUACCACCUCAGACAGUCAACUUUCUGCCUCCAGGGAUGCCUGCAAACGCAUUGCCCAAUUCAGGGCAACAUUCUGGACCGUCGCUCAGCAGAAAAAUGCCUUUUGCUGCUACUCAACCGCCUGUCUGCUGCAAGGAUGCUGGCAGUAACAAUCAGAGGCACGUGGUCGUCAUGCACCCCACCGCCUUCACGCCAUCUCCCGACUGCCUCGUCAGGUUGCAACACCUGGUGCAGCUCUGUGCCAAGAGACAGCAGGAGCAUGGAGACCUCUUCUCUCAUCUAGGUUUGGACUGGUCAGAAGACAGUGCCGAUGACGACGAUGACAAAGAGGAGGAUGCAGAGAGGGUUACUCCAUUUCAGAAUUCGUGGAGACCAGAGAACGGGCUGGAAGUCGACGGUGGUUCUUCGCGGAGAGCACGUCUACUUCGGCUUUGCUCUUACCUUCGGGAGAAGUACAAGCACAUGUGCCGACAGGAGAGGGCGAGCAUCCGCCAGAAGAGGUACCGCUACGCCUUUCGGAAAGCCUUGCUGCAUGCCGCCAGCAACAACCCUGACUGCGCGGGGCAGCUGAUCCAGGAGCUGGGUGGAAACUCUCACAGCAGUUCAUGUGCGCCUCCAGCAAGGCCACAGAGCACACAAGCAGUGACCUGCACGGGUUCCACCAAGGGCCAGAGCUGCAGCAACAGAGCUCUGCCCUUCACUCAACACUGUUUUCAUCACAUACUGUUGAAUCGUUCUCAGCAGCUCUUUGCUAGUUGCACAGCCAAAUUUGCAGACGGUCAACAGUGCUCCAUCCCUGUGUUUGACAUUACGCACCAGACGCCUCUCUGCGAAGAGCAUGCCAAAAAGAUGGAUAAUUUUCUACGUGGGGACGGAAACCGGAGAGUGCAGCACCAGCAGCAGCAGCAGCGAAAGCCACGAAAAAAGACCAAACCGCCAGCGCUCACCAAAAAACACAAGAAGAAAAGGAGGAGAGGACCGCGGAGGCCGCAGAAGCCCAUCCCGCCCGCGCUGCCGCAGGGCAACCUGGGAAUGCCCUUAACGAGCCUUGUGAUGCCCUCGCAGGCUGCCAUUAGGAGCCCUUCGACUCCAGACCUGAGCACCGACGAGCUUCCUGAUGACAUCACCAACGACAUGGCAGACAUUCCAAAUGACCUCGAGUUGAACCAGGAGUUAAACGAUUUCGCCGACGUGUUACCAAGGCUACCUGACGACCUGCAGGAUUUCGACCUGUUUGAAGUAAAGAAUGGCGAGCUGCUGCCCACCACGGAGGAGGCCGAGGAGCUGGUCCGUGCGCUGCAGGCGAUGGGGUCUUACCCCGAGUCGUUGGUGUGCCUGACGUCCAUGGGGGAGCUGGCAGCAGGCGAGGCGGUGGACCACCGGGCCAUGGCCAUGUUCCCCGGACCGGUGCAGCCGGGCGGCAUGGGGGACCUGCUCAACACCCGCAUCCCUGCUGAAAACUUCACCAGCCUGGAGCUGGAGGACAACCUGCUGCAGACCACCGGGGACCACUUCUCGCCGUCCCAGCCGACCAACCAGCCCCCUCCGUCGUGCUCCGGCCUUACAUCCUCUUCCUCUGUGGCAGCGGCCACCACCAGCAUCGCCCUGCUCACGCAGACCUCCUUAACAGAGCGAACGUUUUCUCGAACACACACGUCCCACAUCCUGGCCAAACCGGAGGUCUCGGCGUCGUCCCCGCAAGGCAGCCACUACAGCAGUGAGCAUGUGCCGUCCCCGUACAGCGACCACAUAUCUUCCCCUCACACCACCUCCUUCCAGACGGACACCCCCCUCCUGCUGGAGGUUCCUAUAGGAGGCGUUCCGGGGACGCCUCGCUCGACGUGGAACAACCUGCCCCUCCCUCUCGCCGACCCCGCGCAGUUCGGCAGUCUCAUCAGGUCAGAGAGUCAUCUCAUCACCACCUCGCUGUCCACGCCACCCGCCACUACUCACUCAGUAACGCUGCAGCCCAUGGCGGCUCUGUCGGCCAUGCCUCAGGGCGCCGUGACGGGGUUAACAGCUCCCCCCAUCUCCUCGUCAUCCUCCUCUUCCUCCUCCUCACACGAUCACCUGUUGACCCCCACACAGCCCAAGCAACAGCUCCCUCAGUUCAGCGCGGCCUUCGGCCAUCAACUGGCCUCCCACAGCGGCAUCCCGAAAGACGUGCAGCCCAGUCACAGCUCCACGGCGCCCCCUGCCGGCUUCUCGCUAGUUAGUGCCACCACUGCAAGUGCCAACAGCGCCACGCCACCCUUCACGCAAAGUAAAUGAUCGGCAGCGGCCGCGCGGACUCAACGCCGACCGGCUUCCGAUUAACCCGUUUCAUUUGCUUUAUGUGUGCAAUGUGGUUCUAGUGCACUAUUUGGUAAUGAAUUUGCACAAUCUCAGAUUUUCUGUUUUUCUUUUCUUUUUUUUUUCUUCCUUCCUGUAGCCGGAUGGUUUUCAGAUUUUAAGUAGCUGUGAGUCCAUUUUGUCAGUGGGGGGGGCUGUGGUUAGAUUAUGUGAUGAAUUAAUGGACAUUACAAAGAUUAUUUAUACCAGUGCUCAGAAGUCCCAGAUGCCGCUCUGUUUGCUUCGCCCGGUUUUCUUAAAAACGAUCAAACGCACCUGCCUUUCUCAGAUGGCCAUUUGCAUCCCCCCACCCCUCUGUUUUAUACACUCUGGUUUCAAGAAGAGAGUACUCAUUGUGACGUUUUUGUAACCCAUUAUGUUUCAAGCUAUUUAACUGUCUUCAUAAUAUUGAGUCAGUCAGAUUUUAUAGUCACCAAAAUACUUUUAAACAGCUGUUUUUAUAUGGUAUAUAUUAUAUGUGCUCAUUUGUUGGCUUGCCCGGAUGUGGAACAGUCUUUGACCUCACCGUAGGUUGUGGCACUGUGAGUGGUUAGUAGACACUUGAAGGUAAUAGUUUCUUAAAGCAAUAAAAACACAUUACCAUCACUCACAGGAUUGUGAGGUAUUCUUACUGGUGUCACUGCUUGUAGCUCCGCUCCCUGAAACCAGCCGGAUCAGGUUUUAUUUGGCGUCGGCGGCUCAGAAACUCCAGAUUUUUUUUACGACCGUUUUUACUCAGGCCAUCUCUUUUAUUUCUCCAGAGUUAACUCUCAAGGCGACGGUGGAUGAUGGUGGCGGUGGUAACUGCAGGGGCUUUUAAGUGUCUACUCUCAAAAGGUGCUCCCUGAUCCACAUCUACAUUGGUCUUCACUGGCUUGGAAAAGCGGGAAAUCUCAUUCGCAGAUUGAAGACGCAGUACAGUGCUUUGCAGAGAUUAUCAUAACUUAUGAGCAACUUUUUCACAUUUUGUCAUGUUUCAACCGCUAACUUGCAUGUAUUUUGUAGGAUAUUAGGAGAUUCUCAGAUUGUGCUGAACUUUAAGUAGGCCAUUCUGGCACGGGAUUAUGCGUUGAUCUAAACUUCUAAACUCUUCCAUUGUAGCUCUGACUGCAUUUUUGCUCUUAAAUCCUCUAUCGUUUUGAGAGGUCAUGGUCAUUAACUCUACUGGCGAUCACAACGCUUGAUGCUGCCGUCACCGUGUUUCAUGGUGGUGAAGAUGUGUAUGUUUGCUGCCAUACUUGCAUCUUGGUCUCACCUGACCAGAGCUCCUUCGUCCACAUUGUUGCUAUGUCCCCUACAUGGGUUGUGGCAACCUACAAACAGGACUUCAGUGGCUUUCUUCUUGCCAGGCUUUCGUCAACAUCAUACUUGUGGAGUUCAUUUGUAAUAGUUGGACCUGAUCCUUCCACCUGAGCUGUGGAUGUCUGCAGCUCCUCCAGAGUUACCAUGGUCCUCUUGGCUGCUUAACGCUCUCCCUUCCCACCCUGCUUGUUCAGGGGGACAGCCAUGUUUUGGUAGGUUUGCAGCUUUCCGAGUUCCUGCCGAGUCUGGAAACAUUUGGAAUUUGAUUAUAUCAAUUACUAAACCUGGAGAUACACGGAAAAUAUUUCCAAAUGUUAUUCCUCAUUCCAUCAUGUUACAUAUAAAAAUAUGCAUUUCUCUUAAAAUCUUUUAAUUUCAAUUUAUUUUGACAUUUUAAUCUACCUUCAUUAAAUAUAUAUAUAUAUAUUUUUACAAAUGUCCAUGUCACUUUUUUUGCCUUUAGAUCACCUUAGAACUGGACCAACGUUGAUGAAACUGCGUCCGUUUUAGAUAUUGAUGCGUUUUAAAGAUUACAGCUUCAUUGUAGCGUAAAUUCAGUCCAAGUGAUGCAGAUGUUGAAUCAGAGCUGAUCUCCGUUUACCCAAAUGCACAAAAAAGAUGCAAAAUAGCCUUUUAGCACCUUCCCACCAAGGCAGCUCAGUUUUGAAAGCAACUAUAAACCUGAAUAUUUUUUGAUUCAUUAUAAAAUCGUCACUAUUAAAACCAUUGCUUGAGUUUUGAAGCUAUCUUCUACACUUAAACAAUAAACUUUCUUGCCUGCAUACACAUAUCAAUGAACCAGCUACAUUAUGAUAUCUAUUCUAAAUUACAGCUGUUUCUAUUGAACAAAUGUUCCCAUGUUCAGUGCAGCUACUAAAAUAUUUGGCAAAAUAUAGUCCAGAAAUUUGCAUCUACUUUCAUCAUUAGUUGCUCAUAAAUCAGGAGCCGCGCAUAAAUUGCCGCGUUUUGUUGCAUUCAGUAACUCUUGCAUAUCAUCGGUUCUUCAUCUUUGUCUGCAUCUUUGAAACCCAACUGUUUCCACACAAGUCAACCGAGGUUCCUUGGAUUCCCCUGCAGUCCUGGUCAUUUCUUGCCCGACUUUUUCCAGGAAUGAAAGGGUUCCGUCCAAAACCGGAUGUUUGGUAUGAGCCAUGCACCAACCCGUACUCACGCUUUGAACGUCUCACAGCUCCUCUCAUCUGCCAUCUUUACUUGAGUUCACUUUUCAAAGCAAGAUUACACCAGAUGUCUAAUCUCUCUUUUUUUUAAUGAAGAUAAUUAGUGUUUUUGCAAUGGUUUGGAGCCAAAAUCAAGCUGAACAUAAAUGUUUUUUAAUAACCCAGCCCUUUAACAUUUAGAUGAUUAAACCAAGUUCUGAACAGAAUUAUUUUUGUACCUACAUUUCCAGAAUUUAUCCUAAAACCCAUAAGAUAGUUACAAUGAGUUUUAUUUAGGGGUGUUAGGAUGAUGGGGGCAUAAUAAAAACACAUGCCACAUUUUAAAAAUACAAAUGCAUAAAAAAAAAAAAAUCAUGAAAAUUAUGCAUGGUUUUCCUUCCGCUUGAUAAUUAUACACUACCUUGUGCUGGUCAAUCCCAAUAAAACACUGAAACUUGCGGUUUCAACAUGACAAUCUGGGAAAGAGUUCGGAGGGUGUGAAUACUUUUGCAUGGCACUGAAUACCUUUAUGUGAGUGGUGUAAUUUGCACGUCUGAAGUAAAGCUGAAUAAAGUGAUUUUUAAGCUAUAGGAUGCAAAGCUGGGGGUCUGGUGUUAGUUUUUUAUUUAUUUUUUAUUUUUUGCAAACAAAAGCCUCCCCACACCUCUUCCCCUAACCUACCCAAUAGUGUAACUUUUGCUUUUGAUAGAUUUAUACAUAUAUACAAUAGCAACUGACAAAUUGUUGAAAACUUGGUAUAUAGCAUAGAAGUCUCUAACUUGGGGUUUGUUGGUGAACUCUUCAGUAGCAAUGGGUUGAAGUUAUUUGCAAUGUAUUCAGUGGCGACUGCACGUUGUGGAGUGAGUCUUGUUUUUAAUAGCUAUCAAAUGGCUAAAUGAUGGAAGGGGGAUCAACGCGUGCGCGCUGUCGUGUUUUUGAUAGCUAUUAAACAUCAGGUCGCGCGGGGGUGAGGCGGUAGUUACCUACUGGACUCAUGUCGGGUCACAUGCGUCACUGCUUCUUAUGUAGACUUGCACAGGAAUGGUAGAAGCUGGUGUUUUCUUUACCCUCCCCUUUUAUUUUUGCCUUCAUCUUUUAUGACAUAAUUACCAGAUCCUCCCCACCCCCACCUGUUUCCAGCUGUGAGAUAGCCCAGAUCUUUUCUCUCCCUUUUCCAGAGAACCCUCCCAUCCAGAGAUGCAGAGGCUUCUCUCUCUCUCUGGUAUUACCACGUU